Molecule: messenger RNA, 534 nt
Organism: Pseudocercospora fijiensis CIRAD86
Lineage: Eukaryota; Fungi; Ascomycota; Dothideomycetes; Mycosphaerellales; Mycosphaerellaceae
Exons: 5
Coding region: 1-534 (177 amino acids)
Source: RefSeq, a predicted model, not a curated record
AUGAGGCUGAAGAGUCAAGAGGGAUACAUGCCUCGGGUAGCAGGCAGGGAUGGAUGGGAGGGACCGAAAGCCGCUCACGUGAAAGGGCUUGGCAGCAAGGACUGGACUUCACGUUCUCCAUCAAUCCAUUUCACCUCAUUCUUCUUAUUGACAAUGUAUUUACUAUCCUCUACGCCUCACAACGCAAGGCCACUGUGGAAGCAUGCCGUUAGAGCUAAUUUCGUCCUCCGGGCUCUCAUAAGCUAUCCGAAUAUGCUCCUCCACAUUCUCGCUCCAAUACAACACACCAGCCCGAACGACAAUGCCUCAAUGGCUUGGUAUCCUUCGAAAGCUGGAUCCUUCGCAUCCCAUAUGCCUGGUUCCGGCUUUUCAAGAACCUCUAGCUGUCCCAUCUUCAGCAUCGCCGAAGUAGAUAGCAGCAAGUCUGCCAUCGCGGUCCACAGUAACUCUGCCAACAACCCAGCGAAGCCGCCACCAAAGAGCGAUAAGGCUAAGCGGAGUUUCUUGUUGCCUUCGCCGUCGUGGAGAACUUGA